Platichthys flesus (European flounder) is the source of this 4257-nucleotide messenger RNA. RefSeq names its product probable phospholipid-transporting ATPase IIA. The record is from RefSeq and is a predicted model, not a curated record. Gene Ontology annotation, biological process: endocytosis; retrograde vesicle-mediated transport, Golgi to endoplasmic reticulum; phospholipid translocation. Gene Ontology annotation, molecular function: magnesium ion binding; ATP hydrolysis activity; ATPase-coupled intramembrane lipid carrier activity. Gene Ontology annotation, cellular component: endosome; plasma membrane; trans-Golgi network. NCBI's taxonomy places the organism in Eukaryota, Metazoa, Chordata, Actinopteri, Pleuronectiformes, Pleuronectidae.
CGGGUUCGCUGAGCCUGUCCCCGUCCUGAGUGACUGACAGCUGGGGAAGCCUCCGCCCAGAACCGCCGCCGCCGCCUCCACCAGCGCGUCCUCCCGGGGCUUCCAGCAGCGACCGGCCGCCACCGAGGCUCCAGACAUGACCGACAACAUUCCGCUCCAGCCCGUGAGGCGACCGAAGCGACACGACGGGAAAAACCGGAAUGGGUGCUGCCCCUGGUCCAGGUGCUGUGGCAUGGGCGACUUCCGGCCACGCACCGUUUGGCUCGGCCACCCAGAAAAGAGGGAGCAGCGGUUCCCCCGGAAUGUCAUUAACAACCAGAAGUACAACUUCUUCACCUUCCUGCCUAUGGUGCUGUACAACGAGUACAAAUACUUCUUCAACUUGUACUUUUUGCUUCUGGCCUGCUCUCAGUUUAUUGAAGAGCUGCGCUUGGGGGCCCUCUACACCUACUGGGUCCCUCUGGGUCUCGUACUGACCAUCACCAUCAUGCGAGAGGCAGUGGAAGAAAUAAGAUGCUAUCUUCGAGACAAAGAAGUGAACUCUCAGAUUUACAGCAAGCUCUCAACGAGAGGUACAGUGAAGGUUAAAAGCAGUGGGAUUCAAGUGGGAGACCUUAUAAUCGUGGAGAAGAACCAGCGUGUUCCUGCUGACAUGAUCUUUUUAAGGACCUCUGAAAGAAAUGGCUCCUGCUUCCUGCGGACUGACCAGCUGGACGGAGAGACGGACUGGAAACUGCGCCUCCCAGUGGCCUGCACGCAGAGGCUGCCAACCGCUGCUGACCUCCUCCAAAUCAGAUCUUAUGUUUACGCCGAAGAGCCGAAUAUCGACAUCCAUAACUUCAUUGGAACUUUUACCAGGGAAGAUGGAGAUCCCCCAGUCAACGAGAGCCUCAGCAUCGAGAACACACUGUGGGCCAGCACCGUUGUAGCCUCUGGCACAGUGGUGGGGGUUGUGAUCUACACAGGAAAGGAGCUGCGCAGCGUCAUGAACACCUCCAACCCGAGGCACAAGGUUGGUUUGUUUGACCUGGAGGUGAACUGUCUGACUAAGAUCCUGUUCGUGGCCCUGGUCCUGGUGUCACUGGUCAUGGUCGCCCUCCAGCACUUCGCCGGCCGCUGGUACCUCCAGAUCUUCCGCUUCCUGCUGCUGUUCUCACACAUCGUGCCCAUCAGCUUGCGUGUCAAUCUGGAUAUGGGAAAGAUGGUUUUCAGCUGGAUGAUUAAGAAAGACUCCAAGAUCCCCGGGACGCUGGUGAGGGCGAGCACCAUCCCUGAGCAGCUGGGACGCAUCUCCUACCUGCUGACCGACAAGACAGGGACUCUAACCCAAAAUGAAAUGGUGUUCCGGCGGCUGCACCUUGGGACUGUGGCCUAUGGGAUGGACUCGAUGGAUGAGGUGCAGAGCCACGUGUUCAGCGCCUACACACAGCCCGCCCAUGACCUUCCAGCCUCCCGGGCGCCGGCGGCCACCAAGGUCCGCAAGACCAUCAUCAGCAGAGUUCACGAGGCGGUGAAGGCCAUCGCCCUGGUGCACAACGUGACCCCGGUGUACGAGUCCAACGGGGUGACGGACCAGGCCGAGGCGGAGCAGCACUAUGAGGACACGUGCAGGGUCUACCAGGCGUCCAGCCCCGAUGAGGUGUCGCUGGUGCAGUGGACUGAGAGUGUCGGGCUCACACUGGUGGGACGAGACCAGUCCUCCAUGCAGCUGCGGACCCCUACUGGCCAAAUCCUGAACUUCACCAUCCUGCAGAUAUUCCCCUUCACCUAUGAGAGCAAGAGGAUGGGCAUCAUCGUGCGAGAUGAAUCAACCGGGGAGAUCACUUUCUACAUGAAGGGUGCUGAUGUGGUGAUGGCCGGCAUCGUCCAGUACAACGACUGGCUGGAGGAGGAGUGUGGAAACAUGGCGAGGGAAGGUCUGAGGGUCCUCGUGGUCUCCAAGAAAUCCCUGACGGAGGAGCAGUAUCAGGACUUCGAGGCGCGGUACGUCCAGGCCAAGCUCAGCGUCCAUGACCGCUCUCUGAAGGUGGCCACGGUGAUUGAGAGCCUGGAGAUGGAGAUGGAGCUGCUCUGUCUGACGGGGGUGGAAGACCAGCUCCAGGCCGACGUCAGGCCCACCCUGGAGAUCCUGCGCAACGCAGGCAUUAAGGUGUGGAUGCUGACAGGAGACAAGCUGGAAACCGCCACGUGCACCGCGAAGAACGCUCAUCUGAUCACCCGCAACCAGGACAUCCACACCUUCAGGCCGGUGACAACACGGGGGGAGGCCCACCUGGAGCUCAACGCUUUCAGGAGAAAACACGACUGUGCUCUGGUGAUAUCGGGGGACUCGCUUGAGGUUUGUCUGAAAUACUACGAGUACGAGUUCAUGGAGCUGGCGUGUCAGUGUCCGGCUGUGGUCUGCUGCCGCUGCACCCCCACGCAGAAGGCCCAGAUCGUGCGGCUGCUGCAGGAGAGAACCAACAAACUCACCUGUGCUGUCGGGGACGGAGGAAACGAUGUCAGCAUGAUCCAGGAAGCCGACUGUGGCGUGGGAGUGGAGGGAAAAGAAGGGAAGCAGGCCUCCCUGGCCGCGGACUUCUCGGUGACUCAGUUCAAACAUUUGGGUCGUCUCCUCAUGGUCCACGGUCGGAACAGCUACAAGAGGUCGGCGGCCCUCAGCCAGUUCGUCAUCCACCGCAGUCUGUGCAUCAGCACCAUGCAGGCGGUCUUCUCGUCUGUCUUCUACUUCGCCUCCGUCCCUCUCUACCAGGGAUUUCUGAUUAUCGGCUACUCCACCAUCUACACCAUGUUCCCCGUCUUCUCCCUGGUGCUGGACAAGGACGUGGAGUCCGAGGUGGCCAUGUUGUACCCGGAGUUAUACAAAGAUCUGUUGAAGGGUCGACCUCUAUCGUUCAAGACGUUUCUACUAUGGGUCCUGAUAAGUAUCUAUCAAGGGAGCAUCAUCAUGUACGGGGCGCUGCUGCUCUUCGAGUCGGAGUUCGUCCACAUCGUGGCCAUUUCCUUCACCUCGCUGAUCCUGACGGAGCUGCUGAUGGUGGCCCUCACCAUCCAGACGUGGCACUGGCUCAUGAUCGUGGGCGAGCUCCUGAGCCUGGCCUGUUACGUGGCCUCGCUCGUCUUCCUGCACGACUUCAUCGACAUCUACUUCAUCACCACGGUGUCGUUCCUGUGGAAGGUGACCGUCAUCACGCUGGUGAGCUGCCUGCCUCUCUACAUCCUCAAGUACCUGCGGAGACGCUUCUCCCCGCCCAGCUACUCCAAACUGACCACUUAGAAGAGUGCGAGGUCCCCCCCCCCACACUCCCUCCACCCCCUCCCUCCCCUCGUCUUCAUCCAGCGGAGCCUGCACGUCGACCAGAGAAUCAAACAUGGAUUCAUCCCCCUCUACCUUCUCCUGAAGAGUUCUCCUCUGGGAUGUGACAGAGGGACGGAGCGCCAGGGGCAGGUCGUUUCCUGAGUUGUGUUAAUGAGCAGUGUUACUGGCUUCAUGCGUCUGAUGCAAAGAUUAACUGACGGCUGCUUUUUAUUAAUAACUCACCGCCAGCGAAUUAUGAGUUAGUUUGAAAAAGCUGCAGACGCAAAAAUGUAAUAAUGUGACUAUUGUAAUAAAUUCAGAUUCCAAAUGAGGGAAGUAAACGAUGAGGGUCAAGUAGAGAGAAGUGGAAAAGUCUCUCCUCGGUUGGCUCGAUGUGUCAUUCGGGCUGGAGGAUUAAAUUCUCUCUAAUUUCUAGUUGCACCUAAACAGUAAAGUCGUUUUUAUUAUUGGACUCUGAAUCUGACGUCGGGUUCUCGCUCAGGACCUGAUUCACCGUCUCCUUCGAGAGGGCUUUGAUCAAAUUACACAGUGAAAAAAAAACAACACAAAAGUUUACUGGCUGGACUUCGCAAGUUUGUGUGUUUGUUUGUGCGUCACGGCCGACACGCUGCGGAGGAGGAGGAGGUGCGGCUGUCUAUUUUCGAGUGACCUGUGGUUUCUGAUGUUAAAUCUGUCUCUGUGUUUUCUGCCCGUGCUCCGGAGUUUGUCCCGUUUGUGAGAGCGCGGUCACAACGACCACGAAGGAGCGGCGGGCUAUUUGCAGCCGGGGGGGGGGGGGGCGUCCAGGGCCCGUCGGGGGGGCGGCUCAGGAAUCUGCCGCCUCUCAUAUGGCCGCUCCGUAACCGGCCAGGCUUCAGCAUUGCAUGAUGACUCAGUGUUACGGUGACCUGAAGCCAUAACUGAAAAUACCCCUGUGACCACUACCCCCCCCCCCCCCC